This is a messenger RNA of Schizosaccharomyces cryophilus OY26, 1846 nucleotides long. RefSeq names its product pyridoxal reductase. The coding region runs from base 573 to 1493 and encodes 306 amino acids. The record is from RefSeq and is a predicted model, not a curated record. The transcript has 2 exons. Gene Ontology annotation, cellular component: cytoplasm. NCBI's taxonomy places the organism in Eukaryota, Fungi, Ascomycota, Schizosaccharomycetes, Schizosaccharomycetales, Schizosaccharomycetaceae.
GCGGGUUAUAAAUAGAUGGUGAGCUUUGCUUUUCGAAGUCCAUUAUUAUCUUUUCUUGUUAACAAUUAAAGAUGAAAUUAGGCUAUAGCUUUUCAUGGGUUUAAGUAGCCGAACAUUCUGAAAGUUUCUUGUACAUAGCCUUGUUUUUUUCCCCAAAAGCACAUUCUUGUAGUCAUCACGGUUUUUUAUUUCGGUAUUGAACUUGAUUACCGACAAAUCAAACCUUUCCUAAACAUGGUUGCUAUUUUCGCUUGUUUAGCUAAGAGCUGCAAUGUAAGCGUAUGGAGCUUUAAAUGUCUACAUUACCUCAUUUUUAGAGAAUCGCAUUCCUUCAAGCACUUUCCGUUCUGACAUUCUAACAACUCAUGAAUAUAUAUAUAUAUAUAUAUAUUUAAUUAAUUGAAUCCUAAUUAUCAAUACGAUUCAGCAAACGAGUUUGACCUUACUUCACCAUUUAUCUCUAUUGAAAGUCAAAGAAUAUCUAUUGAAUUACACAUAUAUUCAUGAUCAUAUAGUAAUUUUUAUUAAUCUACUUAUUUUAAUUUCUUGGGUUAAGUCUCUUUUAAUUGAAUAUGCCGUACAUAAAUUAUUUUCUCGUGGGACCUAUCGGGCUAGGAUUAAGAAAACUAGUACAACGAGAGAUACCAAUUUCCGACCAAGAAGCCUUUGGUUGCAUGAAUAAUGCCCUAUUACAUGGUUCCAAUCUCUGGGAUGCUGGCGAAGUUUUUUCCUCCUCAUUAUCAUCGGGGACAUUGGGGCUCUUGAGUAGGUAUUUUCGCAAAUAUCCAGAAAACAUUGAGCGAGUCUUUUUAACUGUAACAGUUGGAAAGAUAGAAGAUUCGGAUACAGAAGCCUUCCUCAAUUCUCUAAAAGAGAUUACAUCCGCUUUGCGAGGUCUGAAAAAGAUAGACUUGCUUAAUUGCCAAGUGGUAGAGGACGCACCAAUGACAGAAGAAUUCAUUAAGAUUAUGAAUGACUUUGUUAACAAAGGAGUCGUUCGUUGUAUAGGUUUAUGGGAACCUAGUCUUGAAGUCAUCCAAAGAGUGCGUGACAUUGCUAAUAUAUCAGCUGUUCGGGUGGAAUAUUCCUUACUUUCUAGAGAUAUUGAAGUGAACGGUAUAAAAGCGCUUUGCCAUAACCUUGGAAUUCCCAUUAUUGCUACUGCUCCAUUAUUACAUGGUAUACUAACGGGAGAUUCCAAAAUUAUGGAAGAAUUAAAGAAUAAAGAGAAACAUAUAUUAUCUAAUAAUGAAGAUCGAGAAGCGGUUAGGAUGAUUCUUUCCAAAGUAUCAUCUCUUGAUUCUUUCGCAAUACGAAAUGAUAUGACUUUAACGGAAGUCGCCUUAAGUUUUAUCCUUGGUACAGGAAAAGCCGGAAUUAUUCCAAUUCCUUGCUCUGAUACUCUGGAUUAUGUGGGAGAAAAUCUUGGUGCAUUUUCGAAAGUCUUAUCCUUUGAACAGCUUGACGAACUAUAUGAUAUUGUUCAGCAAUAAGGAAAUACUUUUUUCGAACUUUCUGUAAAACAGGGAAAUGAUUUAAUAUUUUUAUCAGCCAAUUGGUUCCAUACUUAGGUAUUUCAAUGAGUUCGCCUUCACCUUUAUUAUGUUUCAUGUUUUUUGUUGGUUUAUGAAGAAUAAAAGCUAAUUAACUACUACACAUAAAUAUAAAGGACAUGAAGUUUGAUUGAAUUGUAAACACCGAAAAUAUCUUCCGCUUUUCAUGCGGCUUAUAUGACUUAGCAAUCAUUGUCAAUACAAAUUCCAUUCGUUUUCCAAUGGAAGAAUAGAUCCAUCAAGUUCAUAAUAAUUAUACUUUACUAUUUCAAUGUGCAACCUUUCUUAAUUAC